AUGGCGACCGUUCCAGUAAACCCUAAGCCGUUUCUUAACGAUCUCACGGGGAAGCAAGUCAUCGUGAAGUUGAAAUGGGGCAUGGAGUACAAAGGCUAUCUCAUGUCUGUCGACGCCUAUAUGAACCUCCAGCUAGCGAGCACGGAAGAGUACAUCGACGGUCAGUUCAUGGGAAGCCUUGGUGAAGUGCUCAUCAGAUGCAACAACCCAGGAAAGAGAGAGACGGUUAACACGCCGAAAGGCAAGCUUUGUAAGGCUCUCUGCGCUCCUCGCUCUUCUGGUCGCGAUUUCGGUCGCCCUGCUUGUGCCCUCCGCUUAUGCGGAGUCCAGCGCCAUCGCCACUUCAGAUUUUGA
This is a messenger RNA of Closterium sp. Naga37s-1, 354 nucleotides long. NCBI's taxonomy places the organism in Eukaryota, Viridiplantae, Streptophyta, Zygnematophyceae, Desmidiales, Closteriaceae. The record is from the annotation of a GenBank genome assembly.